UAACUACCUGUUCUCCCCCUCUAGCUUAGGGACUUCCACAUGAGCUCAUCUUGUUAAACAAAGAUCAUUUUUCAAUCCAGAACUUCACCCACUGAUGUAAAAUCCUGAUUUUGCUGCUGCCUAGGUGUUUGUGAAAUGUUCAAAAACCAAAUGCUGUCAAAAAUGACAGACUGUUACUGUAGAACUUGUUCAGAGUGUGAAAUAUUUCUCUUCUCUUGAAAUACCUUCCCUUUUGAGGCCUGCUAUGUUGACUUACCUUCGUUAAUACGAUACGUUUCACUUUGCCUGAUAAUCACAUUGGUAUUUUUUUUUAUUGUGUAGCAUUUGUGUCAUAACCAUGAGAACAAGUGUUCAAUGCAUAGUACUAAACAGAAAACAAUAAAAUUGCCUGAGCCUUGUACAUACAUACCAAGUUUCUACUUGUUAACGCCAGCAAGGAGUAACUGCAGCCUUGAACAUCUUUGUGUGUGAAGUUUUAUUAUGUUAUUUUCUGCUCCUUGGUGGGGACAAAAAAAAAUCAUGUCCUUCACUUCUUACAGUGAAUUCGAUCUGGCUUAGAUGUACACAUAUGAAAUGUAUUUGCCUUGCCCUUGUACAGGCUAAAAUUUGUCUUCAGGUUGCUUGUUACACCUUUCUCCAUGUAGGUAGUGGGCAUCAUAGAAGGUUAGAUAGAAAUUCCAUAGUUGGUGGCAGCAGAAAUUGAGCAUAGCACCCUACUUAUUUAGAUAAAAACAAAGGUGGAAUUUUUUCUAGGCUUGAAUUUUCACUUCAGUUUUCAGUAUGGUGAAACAUGAACAUCACAUGAAGAAAAAGGCAGUAUGUGGCCUUUUUCUUCUGAAAAUACCUUCAGAGUUAACCAGUUUGCAUAUUGUAAGGUUGUGUGGUGCUUUGGUGGUUUUGAUCAUGGCAGAUGGCAAUCCUUAACCCCCCAGUAAUUUGUUCAUGCUAACGUGUAAGAAAAUCCACACAUUCUGCACAUUCCUGAAUUCAUAGAUAAUUAAUAUUUUUAAAUUCAAGAUUUUAUAUUGUGACUAUUUCUGUUAUUUUUAAUUAAUUGAAGGCCCAGGCAGUGGGUUAACAUGUCUUUUGUCUACAAUGCAUGGUUGCACUACCUCUUAGCUCCCAAAACUCUUAACUAAAACCUGUCUUGUGACCUUUAGGGGAGAAAGGAGCGGAAGGGAGGGUUGCUGGGAAGAGAUCAGAACUUUAGACUUAAAUUGUGAUGGUAGGUGUUCACAGAAACUCUUGAAAUGCUUACCAGCAAGCUGAUGACUUUUGUUUCACUUCCUAUGGAAUUUACAGACUUGUGUUAAGAUAAUUAUAUUUUUAAAAGAAUUUCCAUCUUUUUUUCUGAUGGGUGUGACCUACCAAGUAAUUCUUGUUCUAUAAAGACCAGUUGGGAGAAUUGAGAACAGGAUUUGUGCAUGUUAUGUUGGUGUUUUAGUUUUAAGUGAAAUACAUCAGAUAGGAGAGUUAGCUGUGACUUUGUACAGCAGAUAACUGAUUUAGUACUUUUUAAUUCUCUCCAACAGAACUGCUUAUUUUAAAAUGCAUAUAGUUAAAAAUGAAACCAGAGAGAUGCUGUUGUGGGCACGAUCUUCAAGUCAUGUUGGAUUCCUGUUUAAAAAACAAUAGGCUGGCAAUUUUCAAGGAAGAGCAAUAAAGUGAUGACCAGGUGUCAGGUGCCAGCGGUCCUUAUUUACCAGAUUGAACAAGAACUGGAUAAAGAAGAGGAAGAGAUGAUGGGUUUCCUGUGCCGAGACCUUGCUCCUGACUUGGCCACUGCAGACCUUAGAGAGCUCUUAGUGGCUUUGAAUGAGAGGGAGAAAUUGUCUUUUUUUGGCUUAUCAGAGCUGUUGUACAGAAUUAAGAGGUUUGACUUGCUGAGGAGGAUCUUGAAGACUGAGAAAGCAACAGUGGAAGCGAACCUUGCAAGGAGUCUCAAGCUUGUCCCUGAUUACAGGGUACUAAUGAUAGAGAUUAAUGAGGAUCUGGAAAAAGAAGAAGUGGGUUCUCUUGUUUUUCUACUCAGAGAUUACACUCCUCGUAUGAAAAUGGCAAAAGAUAAGAGUUUUCUAGCUCUUGUGAUUGACCUGGAGAAACUAAAUUUGGUGGCUCCUAAUCAGCUGGAUUUGAUAGAAAAUUGUUUUCAUAAUAUCCACCGGAUAGACCUGAUUAGGAAGAUUCAGAAGUACAAACACGAAGCUUCAAUGUCCUCCAUUCAUUCUCAGCCACUAUAUAUAAAUGCACUUCAGGCAUCUCUCCCUAAUCUCAAUCUGAUUGAUCCUCCUUAUAAUUCAGGGAUCCAGAAUGUGAACAAAGAAGAAUCACAAACUGGACAAAGUCUUAUUCUAGCAGAGCCAGUCCGCAUGUCUAUUCAGGAAUCAGGACCAGUGUCACAUAAGGUGAAUGAAGAUCAAUACAGAAUGCAAAGUCAGCCUUUAGGAAUAUGCCUGAUAAUAGACUGUAUUGGCAAUGACACAGAUAUGUUGGAAGAGACCUUCAGAGGCUUAGGCUAUGAUAUUCAUUGUCACAGAUACUUAAAUAUGAACAUCAUGAAUCAAACAUUGCUUGAAGUUGCAAGGUUGCAGAAGCACAGAAAUUGUGACAGCUUCGUUUGCAUACUGGUCAGCCGUGGAAGUCCUCAGAGCAUCUUUUGUACAGACCAUACCUUUUCUGGAUUCCCUCUGGAACAAAUAAAGAAAUACUUUACAGCAGACUCAUGUCCUGAACUCCUAGGAAAACCAAAACUUUUUUUUAUUCAGAGCUACAUUGUGCCAGAAAAUGAGCAAGAAUAUACUAGUCUUUUGGAAGUAGAUGGAAAUUGUGAGAAAAUCAUUGCUAAUGCAAACAUCCCUUCAAAAGUCACUAUCCCCCAAGUAGCAGACAUCUUUUGGAGUCAGUGCAAGGUGGAUGUGUGUACACUAGAAAACUCUCCAAGUUCAUCCUCAUAUUAUCUGCGUUGUCUGUCUGAUCUACUCCGCAAUCCUCAUAAAAGGAAACUCUCUAUAUUAGAUAUCCAUACGGAACUGAACAGAAGAGUCUAUGAAUGGAAUAAGACCACCGACCCAAGCCAACAAUACUCACUUCUGCUCCAGCACACACUGAGGAAGAAACUUUUUCUUUCUCCUGCCUAACUGCUGUUGGAAAGGACAUGUCUGAAUUAGCUAAUAAGAAACACAAAAUAUGGUCCAGACAGUUUCACACAUACUUUAUGCAUUGCUAUUGCACAUAUAUAUAAAAUACCUAUUGCUUCCAAACCCAGGGAUUUAGAAGCAUUGUGGUAUGUUAAGGCACUAGAUACAAUAUUUCAAUACAGAAGGCAGCUAUCAUAGAGCACUGCCACAGAUCUUACAACCAAAUACAACAGGUAAAGAGGGUGGAAGGAGCUCUGUAUAGCUAUUGGGUUUUUCAGGGGGUUGUGUUUUUAUUUCAUUCAUUUUUUUUAGCAGUACAUUGAUCUAGGUUCUUCUCUUGAUACUUAAAUACAAGCCAGUGUAAAUCACUGAAGUUCACUGGGUACUUUCCCCAGCAACUAAUAAUAAUGGAAAAUGUGUCAGAAUUAGUAAGCUGUCAUUUGCAUGCCUUCACAGACUAAUAAAACAGAAGGGGGAGAGUCUUCUAAAUAAUUUGGAUUCCAUCUACCUGCUGCAUUAGACGUUGUGAUUCACCCAGAACCCUGUGUCAUCAGUACUGUCCGCAGCACACAAAGGUUAUAUGUUAAUAAAUGACACAGUCUGCCAUGUUUUGUACUGGUUUUCACUGAUAAAAAAAUGAGUCUACAUGUAGCAGGGCUUUAUAGUGAUCUACCACAGAAUUUUAAAAAACAUAAUGGGAUUUUGAUACAUGGUUUAUGGAAGCUGAAUCACAAUUCACACUUUUUGCACUAAGUAUAGUUGUGGAAGUACACUUUAUCAUAUUUGAAUCUAAAUGUUGUGUAGCAGCCACUGGCUCUUAAGACUAGAUUACAUUAAAUAAUGCCAUUGAAUUUUUUUUGUCACUGAAUUUAUGGCAAUCUCUUCCCUCAUAACAUAGGGUGCUUACAAACUUUUAAUACAGCCCAGGAAAACAAUCAAGGCCGUGGUGUGAUUGCUUAGUUUCUGAUGUAGCUACACCAUGUAUCCUCAUGGCACACAUUCCAUGCAAUCAGAAAUGAAAGGGGUUUUUGCUUAUAUAGGGUAUGCUAGUUCCUUGAACAAAUAUAAUGCAAAAAGAUUUUUUUCUAGUACAGCUACAUUGGAUUUGAGCAAAAAGUAGAUGUGCUUACAUAAACUUUGCCAACAACGCUUUUCAUAGUAUCAUUAUAUAUAGUAUCAUUAUAAUAUAUAGUAUCAUUAGGCAGCUAGCCUAAUGAUACUAUAUAUUGUAUACUAUCAGUAGCAUAUAAUAAUAAUUAGAAGGGCUUGGCCAGUAAACUUUACUUAGCAGUGGUGACUUUUUUAAUUCCUUGAUACUAUGUUGUACUUGGGUGUUGGCUUGACAUUGUUUUUAUGAACUGUCUUUUUUUAAACCAGACUUAAGUUUUAUUCAGAAAACAGUUUUUAAAUAGCUUCUAUAACUGAAAGUAAAAAUUGCCUUUAUUUGGCAAAAAGUACAUACUGAAAUAUAAAAAGUGUUCAGGAGUCCUUGUUCUGUGAUACAGACCCAGUCUCUUCAUGGGUUAAGAAGUUCUUAAACUGCUGAUUGGUGAGGACUAUUAAGAGUAUACAAAGAGGAGAUACCCACUGAAUGAGUUUUGUGUUACAGUCUUUAACUGUUUAUAUAAAAUGUUGAUAUUAACAUACAUAUUUAUAUUGAAAAUUGAUUUUUUUUAAAAUUUAUUAAGUACAUUUUAUAUCAUUAUUAUUCAAUCUUCACUUUUUUUCCCCCUCAUUUUUAUUCAGGCUCAUUUGCAUGCUAACUCUAGAAAGUUAUGUACACAGGUGUGAUGAGGAAAAAUUUUUCCACAAUUAAAAAAAAUAAUUCAGCUGUAUUGCACAUUUGUGCAUUCCAUACUUUUCUCUUUCCACUUCACAAGCUAUGGAAGUGUCUUCCUUCAUAUAAAAAUAUAUGGAAACUUUUUAAUAGCUUUGAACUGUGAAAUGCAACCCAAAUUUGUAUAUUAAAUUCUGAGUACAUAUGCUAUUUUUGCUACUGUAAUUCUAUGCAGCUACAGGGAUGAGAGGAAAAAUAGGAAAUAAUUCAGACAUUUUUCUAAAAGCUCAUUCUUCGUGAGCACUACAGUGAAAAUAGGAAAUGCAAUUUCAUUAUGUUAUAGGUGUGGAAACAAGUUAGCAUAGUGUGGUAGGACUUCCUUUCAGUUUACUGUUUUCUAAGAAAGGGCCAAUUGAACUGGUUCUUUUCUUCAACUAGUGACAUGUUUCUUUUGACUUUAAAAAUAUUUGUCUUAAAAUCACAUUCAUCUGUAUUCCAUAUGCUGAAGUAGAGAACUUACUGCACUGCGUCAACAGAAGGGUCUAUAUUAUAUGUGAUAAGUAAUAAAAAUAGCAUUAAUUUUUACUUCUGAAAAUAACCAACUAUCCAACAAUAAAAUAAAGCUUAAUUUUGAAACUCUACCUUGUUUAUGUUUUAUGGAGUAAGAGAAGGCUGUAUUUGGAAUCUUAGAAGUUACUUCUCGUAGU
Molecule: messenger RNA, 5621 nt
Organism: Indicator indicator
Lineage: Eukaryota; Metazoa; Chordata; Aves; Piciformes; Indicatoridae
Gene: CFLAR
Product: CASP8 and FADD like apoptosis regulator
Exons: 9
Coding region: 1668-3137 (489 amino acids)
Biological process (GO): negative regulation of extrinsic apoptotic signaling pathway via death domain receptors; proteolysis
Molecular function (GO): cysteine-type endopeptidase activity; protein binding
Source: RefSeq, a predicted model, not a curated record